GUUGUCAUCGUGCCCGGCUACGGCAUGGCCGUGUCCCAGGCGCAGCGUGCCGUCGCCGACAUCGCGAAGACCCUGGUGGAGAAGGACAUCAAGGUGAAGUUCUCGAUCCACCCGGUGGCAGGACGGCGCAUGCCCGGCCAGAUGAACGUGCUGCUCGCGGAGGCCGGCGUGCCGUACGAGUGGGUUCUCGAGAUGGACGAGUGCCAGGAGACGACAUGCCGAACGCCGACGUCUGCCUGGUCGUCGGCGCCAACGACACCACCAACAUGGCCGCGGAGACCGACGAGGACUGCUCCAUCUACGGCAUGCCGGUCAUCAAGGUGUGGGAGUCCAAGAAUUGCAUUUUCCUCAAGCGGUCCAUGGCCGGGGGCUACGCCGACCUGGAGAACCCGGUGUUCUUCCUCGAGCAGACGCAGAUGCUCCUGGGCGACGGGAAGAAGAGCUGCGAGGAGAUCGCCGCCGCGCUCCGCAGCAUCCGAUCUCUCCCCUCCGUGCUGAAGACGUUGGCGCUGCUCGCCGCCGAUGUGCAGGCGCGGCUGCCCGCCUCCGUGGCUCGGCUGCCCAGGCCGCCGUCCAACGAGGCUGCCACGCUCCGGCUCGAGCUCGGCUGCUUGACGUUCGAUGCCUCGGGCUCUUCCGUGGAGGAUCUCCCGGCACGGAUGCCUGGGGAGUUCCGGCCCUUGUCCCGGGGCCGGCACCUCUUGCCUGGGGCCUUCUCCCUCCCGGGCUGCGCUGGCGUGGUCCACCUGCCGAGCCGAUUCCCCGCCGCAUUCUCGACCGUGAGCGGCAGCGCAGGAGCGGGCGCCGGGGGCCCCGCGGGACUGCCGCGCCACCCGGCGCUGCCCGUCGGCGGAGGUGCCCGGACCUCGGCGCAGCCGGCGGCUCUCGGCGACGCAGGCGGGGGCCUGCCUCGGGCGAAGGGCCGAGAGACUCAGCAGCGCCAGCCCGACAUGGCCGAGGUCGAGAGGGCGCAGACGGCAUGGGCUGCCCGCGCCAUCGUCCCCGCACGCGCCGCGGAGGCCUGUGCGCGGCCUCGGCGGCGAGCGUUCGCGGCGGAGGCCACCCCUAUUGCCAACGGCAAGGUGUCGCAGGUCAUCGGAGCCGUGGUGGACGUGCAGUUCGAGGGGGCGCUGCCCCCGAUCCUGAACGCUCUCGAGGUCUCGGGCUUCGAGCACCGCCUGGUCCUGGAGGUGGCGCAGCACCUGGGAGAGAACAUGGUCCGCACCAUCGCCAUGGACGGCACGGACGGGCUCACGCGCGGCCAGGCGGUGCAGGACACCGGCUCCCCCAUCAAGGUGCCAGUGGGCGAGGGGACCCUCGGCCGCAUCAUCAACAUCAUCGGCGAGCCCAUCGACGAGCUCGGGCCUAUCGACACGAAGAAGUUCUACGCAAUCCACAGGCCCACGCCGACGUUCACCGAGAUGAACACGACGGCGCAGCAGUUGCUGACGGGCAUCAAGGUGGUGGACCUCCUUGCGCCUUACGCCAAGGGUGGCAAGAUCGGCCUUUUCGGUGGCGCUGGUGUCGGGAAGACCGUGGUCAUCAUGGAGCUCAUCCAUAACAUCGCCCUGAAGCACGGAGGCUACAGCGUCUUCGCAGGCGUCGGCGAGAGGACGCGUGAGGGGAACGAUCUGUACCACGAGAUGAUGGCCAGCGGCGUCAUCAAGAAGGACAAGGCCAAGGGGUCGAAGGCCGCGUUGGUGUACGGGCAGAUGAACGAACCGCCGGGAGCGCGAGCCCGUGUGGCGCUCACCGGCCUCACAGUCGCGGAGUACUUCCGCGAUGAGGAGGGCCAGGAUGUACUGCUCUUCGUGGACAACAUCUUCCGCUUCACCCAGGCUGGUUCUGAGGUGUCAGCGUUGCUUGGGCGCAUCCCUAGCGCUGUCGGCUACCAGCCCACGUUGGCCACAGACCUGGCAUCUUUGCAGGAGCGUAUCACCACCACUCAGAAGGGCUCGAUUACAUCAGUGCAGGCCGUUUACGUGCCCGCUGACGACUUGACUGAUCCAGCACCAGCCACGACCUUCGCGCACCUGGAUGCCACGACGGUGCUGUCGCGCCAGAUUGCGGAGCUCGGCAUCUACCCGGCGGUCGACCCCCUGGACUCCACCUCCCGCAUGCUGGACCCCUCGAUCGUCGGGCAGCGCCACUACGACAUCGCCCGCAGCACCCAGAAGAUCCUGCAGGACUACAAGUCCCUCCAGGACAUCAUCGCCAUCCUCGGCAUGGACGAGCUGAGCGAGGAGGACAAGCUCACGGUCGCGCGCGCUCGGAAGGUGCAGCGCUUCCUGUCGCAGCCCUUCUUCGUGGCCGAGAUCUUCACCGGCACCCCGGGGGCCUUCGUGGACCUCGAGACGACCAUCAACGACUUCGAGGAGGUGCUCUCGGGCGCGUGCGACGACAUCCCCGAGGCGGCGUUCUACAUGAUCGGCGGCAUGUCGGACGUCAGGGAAAAGGCGGCCAAGCUCGCGGCCAUGGCCGCCAAGUGA
Messenger RNA from Prorocentrum cordatum, 2489 nucleotides. NCBI's taxonomy places the organism in Eukaryota, Dinophyceae, Prorocentrales, Prorocentraceae. The record is from the annotation of a GenBank genome assembly.